This is a messenger RNA of Dendrobium catenatum, 2599 nucleotides long. Its product is annotated as pentatricopeptide repeat-containing protein At1g79490, mitochondrial. Bases 75 to 2462 code for a protein of 795 amino acids. Gene Ontology annotation, molecular function: protein binding. The record is from RefSeq and is a predicted model, not a curated record. NCBI's taxonomy places the organism in Eukaryota, Viridiplantae, Streptophyta, Magnoliopsida, Asparagales, Orchidaceae. The transcript has a single exon.
AAAACCUAAAUAAUUUUCAAUUUGGGCUCUAGUUUGCUCCAGUCCUUUACACUGCUACGGGCCAGUCGAUCGGAAUGCUCGUCCGCUUCGGAGCCCUCAAGCAGCAAGCUCGCCGUCUCCUCUACCCCGACCUCCUUCCCCGAUUGCAGGCCCUAAACAGUUACACAGUACCUCUCUCCUGCCCUAUCUCUUCCGAUGCUACAACCGGCGGAGGCCGCGAAGGCUCGGGUGCUGAAUGGACAGACGACAUCCUCUACCUUGACGAAUCCGGCGGCGUCAUCUGCUCCGGCCGAGGCCUCCGUGCCACCGAGCCCGGCCUUGAUUCCCACGUAAUGGUCGGCGACCUACGAAAGCCCCUCUCACCACCCGCCGCUGCGGCUAAGAUCGUUGAGAUCGCCCGCCGAUGGCGGUGGGGCCCUGACCUACACUCUCAUCUCGAUCGCCUCCCUUUUACCCCUUCCCCAUCCCACAUCCACCUCGCUCUCGCCCACCUUUCCGAUCCCGAGUCAUCUCUCUCCCUCCUCCGAUGGGCCCGCCGCCAACCUUGGUUUUCCCCUUCCGACGACUCCUACUCCGUUAUCCUUGACCGCCUCCAUUCUGCUGGCGAUAUAGACUCCGUUCUCUCCCUCUUUGACGAGAUCGUUUCGGAUGCCAAUAUGACGGAGGGGAAAACCGCCUUCCCUUCAGCUCUUAACCGGGCGAUUCAGUACCUCGCCCUUGGCGGCCGCAUGGAGGUGUCCUUCCACUGCUUCAAGAAGCUGCGCGAUUUAAGCUUUAAUGAAUUUACCACUCAGACUUACAAUUCUCUUAUAACCUUGUUUCUCAGCAAGGGAUUGCCUUAUAAGGCAUUUGAGAUAUACGAAGCCAUGGAGGCUAGCGGAUGCCCCCUUGACUCCUCCACCUACGACCUCAUGAUCCCUGCCCUCGCGCGGUCUGGCCGCCUCGAUGCCGCCCUCCGCCUCUUCCAGGAUUCCAAGUCUCGUAGCGCUGCCCGGCCUGGUUUUCCUAUUUAUUCUGCUUUGGUAGACUCCAUGGGCAAGGCUGGGCGGUUGGAUGCAGCUGUGGGGCUCUACCGUGAGAUGCUUGCCUCCGGGUACAAGCCUUCUGUUACAAUGUAUGUCUCUAUGAUCGAGUCGUUGGUGAAGGCUGGAAAGCUCGAUGCCGGCCUUGGCCUCUGGGAUGAAAUGAAGGCCGGUGGCUUCAGGCCGAACUUUGGUCUUUAUACGAUGAUGAUUGAAGCGCAGGCAAGAUGUGGUCGACUUGAUCUGGCAGCCACUCUCUUUGCCGACAUGGAGAAGGCUGGUUUUCUCCCUACUCCCUCCACCUAUGCUUCCCUCAUUGAAAUGCACUCUGCCGCAGGACAGGUUGACCCUGCAAUGCGGCUUUACAAUUCCAUGAUCAAGACUGGCCUUCGGCCUGGUUUGAACACUUAUACUUCGCUGCUUACUGUUCUGGCCACCAAGAAACUCUUGGAUUUGGCUGCGAAGGUCCUACUUGAGAUGAAGGCUGGUGGUUUCGCUGUUGAUGUGAAUGCAAGCGAUAUGCUGAUGAUAUAUAUCAAGGAGGGAUCGAACGAUCUGGCAUUGAGAUGGCUUCGCUUUAUGGGCUCAGCUGGAAUCAGGACUAACAAUUUCAUUAUCCGUCAAUUGUUUGAGUCCUGCAUGAAGGCAGCUUUAUAUGAAUCAGCUCGUCCACUUCUUGAAACCUAUGUAAACUCUGCUGCCAAGGUUGAUUUGAUACUCUACACUUCAAUUCUUGCCCAUUUGGUGAGAUGUCAGGAUGAGAAGAACGAGAGAGCUAUAAUGGAUAUAAUGAGUGUGACAAAGCACAAGGCGCAUUGGUUCAUGUGCGGCCUCUUUACUGGAACAGAGCAGAGGAAGAAGCCUGUGUUAUCUUUUGUGAGAGAAUUCUUUCAAGAAAUUGAUUAUGAGAUGGAGGAAAGUGCGGCUAGGUAUUUUGUCAAUGUUCUUCUUAAUUACCUGGUGCUUAUGGGUCAAAUGAACCGUGCAAGGUGUGUUUGGAAGGUGGCUUAUGAGAACAAGUUAUUCCCUAAAGCAAUUGUAUUUGAUCAACAUAUUGCAUGGUCGUUGGAUGUCCGGAAUUUGUCAGUUGGGGCUGCUUUGGUGGCUGUCGUGCACACCCUGCACCGUUUUAGGAAGAGGAUGCUCUACUAUGGUGUCGUGCCCCGACGUAUAAAGCUUGUGACUGGUUCAAUGCUCAAGAUGGUUGUAGCACAGAUGCUUGCAUCUGUUGAAUCUCCAUUUGAGGUGAGCAAGGUCGUUUUGAGGGCACCUGGGGAUUCAAUACUCGAAUGGUUCAAAAAGCCUAUCGUCCAACAAUUUCUACUGAACGAAAUACCAUCAAAGUCUGAUGUUCUAAUGCACAAGCUUAAUGUGCUUUUCCCUAGCUCAGCACCAGAGGUUCGAUCACUUUCACCUCCAAAGCCAGUUUUAUCUAGGUGACUUAUUUAAGGUCAACAUAAUUAGAUUUUGUUAUUUGAAUUUGUAUGUUAUAAUAGAGGAGGAACGAAAUCCCUUAUGGAAAGAUUCACUGUAUUUAUACCGUGCAAUACAGUCCUAGAUCUAUAGUUUCGGAAUAA